ACUUUGCAGCACAUUCACUCUGCUAACGAUAAGACAGAAGUGCUCACUUGAUCAGAACUUGCAGAGAAAUAAGGAUUUUCCAGAUAUGCGACUAAUGGCAAACCCUGAAGAGACGAUAGCGCAAGUCAACUUGGUGGGAAGGAGUUACUGUCGCAUUGAACCGAAAUGCUUGCGCUUUUAUCAAAUUAGCUUUGGGAAAAUUAUCUUUCUGCAGCAUCAAGAGAAACUGGCUUGAGCUCACUAAUCUGCGGUUGUCUCUGAGGGGUGAUCCCUAUUAUUUAAGAGGCCAUACCCCCUCUGAAGAUUUUUUUCCGCUUGAGAAGACUGUACAGUAACAUAUCCGUGGUGUAUCUUUAGUGCCAUUAGAACCAGACUAUCCGUUGGGCGGCAGCAACGUUAUCUCCAUCAGUUCUCCAAGCUCGGUGCUGAGCACUUGUCAUUGCCGCUUUUUAUGCAUUAUUAAAGCAAAUAACAAAUGUGGCAAUGUCUCUUUGUCCAGAUGAGUUUGUUCUACCCACCGGCAAACAGAAUCCGUGCCGAAGAGCUGCAUUAGGGAUGUUGCUAAUUUAUUUAUUUUUAUUCUGUAGCGUUUGACAUAUUUUUUCCACAAGGAUUGAAGUUAUCCUCCCAUCAGGUGUUAUCAUCUGCGCUUUAGGACCCAGGAGACGCUCCGUUGGAUCGGCGGGGGGUUCUGAGCGUUCACAUAGCAGUACAGAGAAGGAAAACCCCACCGGAUCCGAGAGUGCUGGGUACUCGUGAAUAUGUACAAAUAAUUGUGCCCCCCUUUUCUGCGGUCGAUGGCUUUUGGGGAGCUCUUCCUAUACGCAGGGAUCUUAAGGUUGACAAGGAAGGAGUGGGAGACUUGUGGCCGAGAUUACCUAUCAUAGGCUUUAAAAUACCCAUUUCUGGUUCUCAUCGUAUUUAUUUUUAUUACCACAUUUCCUUCUUGUUCUAUUCCAUCACCUGGAUCGCAUUUAAUUCCCGUGGAACCGUGGCUGACAGUUCCUGGACUAAACAUGAAGGUGAUUUCUUAGGAAAUCGAUGCCCGUGUGGAAUUAUCUAACCUACCUGAUGGGGAACUUGGCACGUGUAUGAAUGGGGAUUUUUGUUCUUCUUAACCAACACCACUGGAAUAAAAUCUUGGAAAUCUUUUACAUUUCAGUGAAUAAGCACUUGUGAUGCUCAAGGCUUUUUACUGCUGAGGAUCAAGAGUAAAUCAAUUAGGACACUUAUUCCGGGUGUCCCUAAGGACAGGAGGAUGAAAGCUCCUAUUCCUCUUUUAUUCCUGUUAUAUGUUUCCAUCACCCAAAGUCUGAAGGUUGUGACAAAAAGGGGCUCAGCUGAUGGAUGCACAGACUGGUCUGUGGACUACAAGAAAUACCAUGUUUUAGUGGGAGAGCCAGUCCGGAUAAAAUGUGCACUAUUUUAUGGGUAUAUAAGAGCAAACUAUACCAUAGCUCAGAUGGCAGGACUGAGCCUUAUCUGGUACAAAAGCAGCAGGCAUGGCGACUUUGAAGAGCCUAUAUCAUUUGAUGGAAUGCGAAUGAGUAAAGAAGAGGAUUCUAUAUGGUUUCGCCCAGCAGAAGUCCAAGAUACUGGUCUAUAUGCCUGUGUUAUAAGGAAUUCAACAUACUGCAUGAAGGUCUCCAUUCCACUGACAGUUUCAGAAAAUGAUACAGCCCUCUGUUACAACACAAAAAUGAGAUACUAUGAAAAAGCAGAACUUAGUAAAAACAAAGAAAUUCACUGCCCAGAAAUUGAUGAUUACAUAUUGCCAAAUGAAGAGCCAACUCUUGUUUGGUAUAAGGAAUGUCUACCAAAAACUUGGAGACCAUCCAUUGUACACAAGAGAGAUUCUCUACUUAUUCGAGAAGUGAGGGAAGAAGAUAUUGGGAAUUAUACCUGUGAGCUGAAGUUUGGAAGCUUUGUUGUGAGAAGGACGACUGAAUUAGCAGUUACAGCUCCAAUGACAGACAAGCCUCCAAAGCUCUUAUACCCACUGGAAAGUAAAUUGACUGUUAUGGAGGUGCAGCUUGGCAAUUUUGCUAAUCUGACAUGCCGGGCUUUUUUUGGAUAUAAUGGAGAUGUCAGUCCUAUUAUCUAUUGGAUGAAAGGAGAGAAGUUCAUCGAGGAUUUGGAUGAAAAACGAGUUCAUGAAAGUGAUGUGAGAGUUCUAAAGGAGCAUCUUGGGGAAAGAGAAGUUUCUGCUUCUUUGCUUAUUGAUUUUGUAGAAGAGGAAGACCUUGGGAAUUACUCUUGUUAUGUUGAAAACGGAAAUGGAAGAAGACAGGCCAGCAUCCUUCUUCAUAAAAGAGAGUUGAUGUACACUGUAGAACUUGCUGGUGGGCUGGGAGCUAUUUUGCUGUUACUCAUCUGUUUAGUAACAAUCUACAAGUGUUACAAGAUUGAACUCAUGCUUUUCUACAGAAACCAUUUUGGGACAGAUGAUCUGGAUGCAGACAAUAAAGAUUAUGAUGCAUAUUUGUCAUAUACCAAAGUGGAUCCUGAUCAGUGGAGUCAAGAAACCAGAGAAGAAGAACGCUUUGCACUUGAAAUAUUACCUGAUGUGCUUGAAAAGCAUUAUGGGUACAAGCUCUUUAUUCCUGACAGAGAUUUGAUACCAAGUGGGACAUACAUUGAAGAUGUAGCCAGAUGUGUUGAUCAAAGCAAACGAUUAAUAAUUGUGAUGACUCCAACGUAUGUUGUAAGAAGGGGCUGGAGCAUUUUUGAACUUGAAACCCGGCUUAGGAAUAUGUUAGUGUCUGGAGAAAUCAAAGUUAUACUAAUUGAAUGCAGUGAACUUCGAGGAAUUAUGAACUAUCAGGAGGUUGAGGCACUGAAACACACCAUCAAGCUCCUAACAGUUAUAAAAUGGCAUGGACCAAAAUGCAACAAGUUAAACUCCAAAUUCUGGAAACGUUUGCAGUAUGAAAUGCCAUUCAAGAGGAUAGAGCCUAUUAUGAAUGAGCAAGUCCUGGAUGCCAGUGAGCAGGGACCAUUUGGUGAACUUCAGACUGUAUCAGCAAUUUCAAUGGCAGCUGCUGCAUCCACUGCCCUGGCCACAGCUCAUCCGGAUCUCCGUUCAACCUUUCACAAUACAUACCAUUCACAAAUGCGUCAGAAACACUAUUAUCGAAGCUAUGAGUAUGAUGUACCUCCAACUGGUACCUUACCACUUACCUCAUUAGGUAAUCAACAUACAUACUGCAACAUCCCUAUGACACUUAUUAAUGGGCAAAGGCCCCUAACUAAAACAAACAGAGAUCAAAAUCCAGAUGAAAUUCAUACAAACAGUGCAAUAUUGCCACUCUUACCACGUGAGACCAGUAUAUCAAGUGUCAUUUGGUGACAACAAAUGAAAGGACAUGUUAAACCAUUAGUGAUUGAGCUAAGAGUGCAGUCCGGUGCCUGGAACUAUAUCCUCGACUGCUGCUGUUAAACAAUGCAUUACAAUCUCUAAAAUAUGUGGAAAAACAGGGUCUUGUACAUAUUUUGGUAAUUUCUUUGUAGCACCAGUGUCUUCCUGUUUUACCUACUGUAUGUCUCUUGCCAUUACAUUACUGGCUUUGUUUUAUAUGUCAUUUGAAUUUGUAUAUUUACAGUUUUUUAUGAGAAAACUGAUGAGCUGGUUCAAGUGUUGUAAAAGCAGGAGAUGUUUUUGCUUUACUAGCAGAUUUAGAAGUGUCAGGUUUUUUUUAAACAUAUCUUUGACAUGCUUGGACAAAGCUAAAGUUCUUGUAUUGCAAGCAGCAACAUCCAUUCUGUUGGCCUGCAUAGGGUGAAACUUGAAACACCACCAACAAUUCUGAAAUGGGUUAUUAUUAAAUGAUCUGGAAGGCUUAAGUGGAACUCAUUAAACCUUCAUCUUCCCUAA
Protopterus annectens (West African lungfish) is the source of this 3874-nucleotide messenger RNA. RefSeq names its product interleukin 1 receptor accessory protein like 1 (gene IL1RAPL1). Gene Ontology annotation, biological process: signal transduction; negative regulation of exocytosis. The record is from RefSeq and is a predicted model, not a curated record. Lineage: Eukaryota; Metazoa; Chordata; Ceratodontiformes; Protopteridae. Bases 1259 to 3349 code for a protein of 696 amino acids. The transcript is spliced from 11 exons.